UUGAUGCACCCAUGGCUUUCUGAGGUCACAAGAGAGCAAUGCCGCGGGGAGCUCGUCGAGGGAUGAAUCCUAACUCUUGCUGGGCUAUAGGGAUUCUUGUCUUCUUCUCCACUAUUGUAAACGGAGGGCUGGACAAGUCCGCACUAGGAUCUUUCCCUUCCAUUGCCCCUACAGGCCUGCGAGUCGUUCUCAGGCCGACGCUGUGCUUGCGAGGAGGGCUGCCGGGUGCAAAGAAGGCAACCGACGAGGACUGGAGCCAGGAGUCAGAGGAAUAUGAUGAUGACAACAAUGCGCAGGCAGAUAAACCAAGCCUGGGAGCAAUACCUUGACGAGCAGAGGCUGAGGGAUCCGCCUGAGGGCAGUGACGGAUCAGAAGCCGAGGACGAUCCAUGGGAAGAGGGAGGAAUACGCGAACGAGCAGGAGGGCAGAGGGCUGAUGAUGGGGAGACACAGAUCAGGGAUCGAACUCUCAACGGAGAUCGAGAGAUCAAGGGCCAAGAUGGCAAGCAGUCCAAUGGUGAAGAAAGCGAUGAAGCAGAGGGCUCCUCGGACAGUAACAAGUACUUGGACGAAUCGGCUGAUUCAGAUGGCCUGCACCAUAAGAGCAAGUUCGAUGAAGUCCACCAGAGCUCGACGACGAAAGAAGAGUUCAAAGUUAGCAUCGAUAUGCUCAGAAGGAAAGGUGCUCCCUGAAGGUGGCAUGAAGAGAUGAAAAAUCAGCAAUUAGACCAGAUGAAGAGUAAUCUGCUGCAGGGAGAUACACAGGCCGCACUUCAAAGCAUCCACAAAGCAAACAUCCGAAGUCGGGACUUCA
This is a messenger RNA of Guillardia theta CCMP2712, 814 nucleotides long. RefSeq lists its product as hypothetical. The transcript has 10 exons. The coding region runs from base 289 to 693 and encodes 134 amino acids. The record is from RefSeq and is a predicted model, not a curated record. NCBI's taxonomy places the organism in Eukaryota, Cryptophyceae, Pyrenomonadales, Geminigeraceae.